GAAAAAGUUGUCGAUUUCGAACUCUGACUUUUCGGAAAAUGUAUAAUAUUUUCCUCUUUUUAGGUAUUUUGCUAAUUAGUGUAGCAGCAAUUGAUUUCGAUAGUCCGAGUGAAGUUUUCGCAAUAAUAGGAACAAAUGAGACACUAGUGUGUCAGGCUAACGAACCUGUUGUGUGGUGGUCAAAAGACGGCACUAAUAUCACAAAAACUGACAUAAGGUUCGAAAGAAACACCACUGAGAAUGAACCAUUUGAAAGUGAAAAUGAACUAAAACCAGCAGGAAAGCGUACUUAUAGUCACACAUUAAUGCUUGUUAAUGUCACAAAGGAGCAUAAUGGAACUUACUUGUGCCAUUUCCCAGAGACUGAAAAGGAUAAAAAUGUGUCAAUGCAAAUCUCAUUCUCUGUUAUAUCUGUUCAACUUCCACGCAUAAUUCCUCCUGUUAAUGAAGAGAUCAAAAUCAAAGAGAAAGAAAGUCAAAGUGUUGAUUUGGUUUGUGUGAUUUCAGCUCUUCCAACGGCUUUGUUUAAUGGUUCAGUGAAAUGGGAAAAGGAAACGAUUGAUCGACUUGAAAACAAGGACUCGUCAGAUGCAUCGGAGAUCAAUGCUGUCAUUUCAAAUAGGACUAAGAUUUCAUCGAACGAUACACACAUAACUAUCAGUGUCAGAAUUGAUAAAGCCAGCAAAAAGCACAAUGGAACGUACAUCUGUUCAGUGUCACAACCACUUGCCUUGGAUAAAUCUUUUGAAAAAAUCGAGAAGAGGAUUUCAAUUUUAAUUCAAAGUGCGCCAAUUGCAAUGAUAAGUUUUGUGAAGGCAAUUGGAAAGAAUCGAAUUUUUCUCAACUGGACCGUAACUGACGAUGGCAACUCGCCCAUUCAAAUGUUUCUACCUCAAUUCAAGAUGGAAUUCGACACAACCUUUCACUACACACCUAACAAAGUAGGUGCAAAUCAAACAUCAAUGGUCAUCGAGAAACUUAUUCCAGACACAAAAUAUCAAUUCAAAAUAUCGGCGAAAAAUGAAAUUGGUUCUGGGCCAGUCACAGACUGGAACAUGCUGGUUAAGACGCUCACCGAAGAUCCAGUUUUUACACCAAUAAUCGAAGUAAAAGGAAAUUCUCAUUCAACAAUAACAAUCGGAUGGCAACCGCCAUCACAAGAACUACUUGAUUACAUUCACUAUUAUGAAGUUAUUGUAUUCCAAGCUGAUAACAAAACGAUCGAAGAAGCGAUUCAUCCUCAGAAUUCUAGAAAUUUACCCUACAUGGUGAUGAACUUGAAGACAGCAACAGAAUAUUUCUUCAAAGUUAGAGCGUGUAGCGAGUAUAACAAAGAAUGUGGAAACUGGUCGGAAACUGUUAACGGUACAACUAUGGAUGGGCAAUCAAGUGCUCCGUUGGAUGUGAAGAUAAUUUGCAUGCAUCAUAAUGUGUCUCGUCGUAACAUUGUAAGCGUUGAAUGGAGUGCACCAUCGAAUCCAAAUGGAAUUAUUAUGUCAUACCAAGUCUUACUCGAUGGAACCGCUCAUUUCAAAUCAGAAACUGGAAACUUUGUCAAUCAAACAUGGGGACCGAAAGCUAAAAAUGUAGAUCGGACACAUGAAACUAAAGCAAUUUAUGAUAACGUGCCAGCAAACACAAAUUUCACAGUCAACAUUGCGGCAAUAACUCGAAGUAAAAAGCCGGGUGAGAAAGCUUCUGCAUUGUGUACGAUGCCUCCGACUAUUCCUGAUGCCGUUCCAAAAGCACAUUUUGGAAAGCAACACACCGAAGAUUACAAUUGGAUAUUUAAAUUGUCUUUGCCGAGGGUGUCUGAGAGAAAUGGAAAAGUUUGUUGCUAUCGUAUUUACAUGAUUCGACUUGGAAAAGAUCUCAACGAGAAACAACCGGAAGACAUGGAUGUAAUGACAUAUGAAGAUGCCCAUAAUGCAACAAAUUUACAUGGUGGAGCUUAUUUAGCAAACAUUAUUCCAAGUGCAAAUUAUCAAGCAGAUAUUCCACUCGGAAGUGGUCAACAUUAUAAAGUGGCAAAAAAUCUUUUCAACGAGAAAUGUCGCGGAUGUUUAUCAAACAUUAUAAGAAGAAAAGCUCAUGUCAUUAGCGAAACAGAAGAUGAAGAGGAGGAUAAGGAAGAAGAAGAAGGAAUUGAGAAGGCAGAAGAAGUAACAGAAGAGACAAAAGCUGAGAUAGAAAUCAAAACAAGACGGAGAAGAAGACGUCACGGACAUUCAGAACAAUCGGAACCUCAGCAACUCAAUAUCUUGGAUUCUCUCUCAUUGAAUCAUGCAGUGGAAAGAAGCCCAGAUUCGAUUGACAUUUUUGACGGUCCAUUGGACAUAAGUAGUAAUUAUAGUGGAUUUGUCGAAGUAAUUGUUGAAAAUAAUGACUUCAAUGACGAUAAAACUUUGUCAGUGUUUGGUGAUUUUUUUCCACCACUGUCGCCAAAGCCACCGACAAUUGAUGAUAAGUCUGACGACCAGAUGCUUAUGGCAAUAACAUAUUUGCUUGCUGGCUUGAUUAUUUUAGUGAUUUCACUUUUCUUCUUACUUUGUCUAUUGCAUCGUUAUCAGAAGAAGCACAUAAUUCAGGGAAAUGAAAUUGUAAGCUUGACUGAUUCGUUGAGACUUCUUUGUCAUGGCGGGCGUGCUAAUCAUCACCAACAUCGUUCAUUAAACACUGUUUCGAAGCCGCCAGAUCUUCCGCCAAUUCUUCGAGAGAAUCUUCCUCAAGCUUACGUUGAUCGUCAUAAGGAUUCUGAUUAUGGCUUUCAGCAUGAAUUUGAGUUGCUACCCGAUCGUUUUACAGACCGGACAUCACGUUCCGGAGAUAUGAAAGAAAAUGUUUACAAGAAUCGCUAUCCGGAUAUUAAAUGUUACGACCAAACGAGAGUUAAGUUAUCAACACUCAACGGCUUGGUCGGCUCAGAUUACAUUAAUGCAAACUUCGUAAUCGGAUACAAGGAACGGAAGAAAUUCAUUUGCGCUCAAGGUCCAAUGGAUAGCACUGUUAAUGACUUCUGGCGAAUGAUUUGGGAACAGCAUUUAGAAAUUAUCAUAAUGUUGACGAACCUUGAAGAAUACAAUAAAACAAAAUGUGCCAAAUAUUGGCCGGAACGUGUCUCAGAUUCAGUUCAAUUUGGCGAGAUGACAGUAACAUUUGAAAGUGAACAAAGAUUCUCAGAUUAUUUGAUCAGAAAUAUUAAACUCAUUAAACGAAAUUUAAAUAGCGACGCUGAAAAUGCAACUGAUGAGCCAGCUCGCAAUAUAACUCAAUAUCACUAUUUAGUAUGGAAAGAUUUCCAAGCACCAGAACAUCCUUAUGGCAUAUUAAAGUUUAUUAAAACUAUAAAUGCAGAUUAUUCUGUACAAAGAGGGCCACUUUUGAUUCAUUGUUCGGCUGGUGUUGGUCGAACAGGAACUUUGGUUGCAUUAGACUCUCUCAAGCAACAGCUCAAUGAAGAGAAUCAAGUUGCCAUAUUCAACACCAUUUGCGAUAUGCGACACCAACGAAAUUAUUUGGUUCAGUCAUUGAAACAAUACAUUUUCCUGUAUCGAGCCUUGCUCGACGUUGCGCAAUUUGAUGACACUGAGCUUAGAUAUAAAGGUCUCGCUGCAUCUGUUGAAGCGUUAAAGCAACGAACAUCUGAUAGCAAGGAACAGUCAAAAUUAGAAAUUCAAUAUGCAAAGCUUAAGUCACUUCAAGAUGAUAUUAGAAAAACUUGCUCUGUAGGAGGUGGCGAUGAGAAUCUUGCAAAGAAUCGACAUGAAGAUGUGAUUCCAUUCGAUAGGAAUCGCGUAAUUUUAACACCAAUUCCUGGACGCGAUCACUCAACUUACAUUAAUGCUUCGUUUAUCGAAGGCUAUGAUAAUCAGGAAUCAUUUAUAAUUGCACAAGAUCCACUGGAGAGUACGAUUGGUGACUUUUGGCGGAUGAUCUCAGAACAAAGUAUACCAACGAUAGUGAUGAUGUCGGAAAUUGGUGAUGUUAAUAACAAUAAAUGUCCGCGCUAUUGGGCUGACGAUGAGAUUCAAUAUGAUCAUAUAUUAGUAAAGUAUAUUCAAAGUGAAAGUUGUCCCUAUUAUACAAAGCGUGAAUUCUCUGUCACAAAUUGUAAGAUAAAUGAUACAAUUAAUGUUACACAUUUUCAAUACAAUGGUUGGCCAACUGUGGAUGGUGAAGGGCCCGAAGUUACACGUGGAAUUUUGGAAAUUGUUCAUCAAUCUCAAACCCAUCAUCAAUCAAAGAUUGAUGAAGACAGCACACCAAGACCAAUGCUUGUUCACUGUUGCAAAGGCACUGAUAGAAGUUCAAUUUUUGUUUCAAUGUGCGUGCUUGUUCAACAAUUGCGUCUAGAAAAACGUGUUGACAUCCGUGUGACAACACAAAAGCUUCGAACACAACGAGCAGGAAUGAUUGAUUCUGUCAAUUCAUAUGAAUUCUUGCAUCGCGCUUUGGUCGAUUUUGCUAAUUUGCACAAAAGUUCAUUUGAAAAUUCUCCGUGUUAAGCAUGAUUAUUAUAUUUAGAUUGAAAGAAAACAAAAACACAAACAGAACUAAUGAGCAGCCAAUAGACUUUAUGUAUAAAACAAACCACCAGAUCUUCUGGCAAUGUCUAGAAAUUCAAAAAAAUUACUGACAAUGAUACAACAGAAACAUUUUUUAUAAUUAUUGGAACUGAAUUACCCAUUUAAGAAACGAUGAAAACAAUAUUUUAUAACUAUUUUUAAUGACGAACUUUAGUUUAAUCUCUCUUCUAGUUAUCUAUGUUUUUGACUAUAUUUAAUAUAAUAUCUGCAGUAACUUAUUCGCAAAAAAUGAAAAAUGUUUUCUAAGAAAAUUCCAUUUAACUUCCCUGCGUCAUUUGAUAUGCAAUUUGCUGAAAAAAAAAUCAUUUAAAUAUAAAAAGGAAAAUAUUUAAUUGAAGGAAUCAGAAAUGCGUUGUUUAAUGAAAAAAAUGUUUUAUGAUAAGUAGAUGUGUGACUUUCUGAUUUAAAAACUUUUAACGUUAUUUCCCAAAUGCUUGAAUGAUCCUUCAAUUAGGUAUGAACGGUUUGAAACUUAAAUAAAGCAAUUGAAUCUCAAACGUAAAGAAAAAGGAAACCAAAAUCACUGACAAAAAACAUUAAUUUUCUUGGAGUAUUCACAAAAUCUGUUUUAUGAAAAUGUUCGAAGUUAAUGUCAUAUUUUGAAAAUUGAAAGAAACAAAACGCAAUGAAAAUGUGUAGCACUCACAAAUUUGAGAAAAUUUAAAUGUAAUAAUUUACAGUUAAUUGAAGUAUGCCAUAUGAAGAGAUUUUGACGAUAAAUGAGUGAUAUAAAAAUGAGUGGGUGUUGAAAUUGAACAUUUAAUCCAUUUUCAUUAUUAAAGUUCAAAUUUUAAUCUGGAUUAAUAUAAAUCGGAUUAAAAGCUUUUUCUUGUUAAAUCCUGGAUUUAAGUAAAACUUUGGUUUUUCUCAGAAAGUGACACUCAACAAUCAAUCUUAAACGAUUAAAUACUUCUCAAAACAACAUAAAAAAUAUAUUUGUAAUACUGUUCAAUGAUAAAAUGAAGAAAAUCGAAAAAAUUUCUUUUUAUCAGUUUUGCUCACCAAACAAAAUUCUAUUGUAAGUAUAAGAAUGAUUGAAUUGCUUUGAUCACUUUGUGUGCCCUUUUGAAUGCAAGAAACCAAUAAUGAGUUUAGUUCGAACAUUCCGCGAUUAACAAGACAACACAAAAAAGCAUUUCAAAAUAUAAUAAACAAAAAACAAAAAAAAAAAUAUUCCUAACCACUAGUCUUAUCAAAAUCAAAAAAGUGAAAUUAAUAACAAGAUGAUUAAAACUGAAUUUUAAUCACAAUUUAUGUACUGCUUUAAUGUAAAACAUGUUUCUUUUUCCUCUCCUAUAAUGCUUAUUCUUAAAACAUUUUUAAUCGGAAAGUGAAAACUUUCGCUAAUGAAGGUUGUUUUAAAACUUUUUUUUCUCUAUGUUCGCCAAAUUUUCGCUUAUUGACCAAAUCAUAUGUUAAAAUUAAAAUGAUAAUCAUGAUUAUUGUGUUCGAAUAAUUAGUUGGAUAUUUGAAUUUGCGAAAAUACCUACAUACAUAAUUUUCUUCACUCUAUUGGUAUGUAACUUGAUAAGAAUUCAUAAGACAAAGAAUAAAAUUAAUAAUUUUACAUGUAUGUAAACUGUGUAUUUUGUAAUCUUCGAUAUUGAAAGUAAAAUGAACUCAUAAAGCAUUAAAA
Messenger RNA from Clunio marinus, 6222 nucleotides. The record is from the annotation of a GenBank genome assembly. NCBI's taxonomy places the organism in Eukaryota, Metazoa, Arthropoda, Insecta, Diptera, Chironomidae.